Carlito syrichta (Philippine tarsier) is the source of this 1317-nucleotide messenger RNA. Its product is annotated as carbonic anhydrase 2. Gene Ontology annotation, molecular function: zinc ion binding; carbonate dehydratase activity. Gene Ontology annotation, cellular component: cytoplasm. The record is from RefSeq and is a predicted model, not a curated record. Lineage: Eukaryota; Metazoa; Chordata; Mammalia; Primates; Tarsiidae. The transcript is spliced from 5 exons. The coding region runs from base 118 to 630 and encodes 170 amino acids.
GACCUGAACACUGGCACAAGAACUUCCCCGUUGCCAAGGGAGAGCGCCAGUCCCCUGUAGACAUCGACACCAAUGCAGCUAAGCACGACCCUUCCCUGAAGCCGCUGUCGGUUUCCUAUGAUCAAGCGACUUCCCGGAGGAUCAUCAACAAUGGUCACUCUUUCAACGUGGAGUUUGAUGACUCCCAGGACAAAGCAGCUUCACUUGGUUCACUGGAACACCAAAUAUGCGGAUUUUGGAAAAGCUGCACAGCAUCCUGAUGGACUGGCUGUUCUGGGUGUUUUUUUGAAGGUUGGCAGUGCUAAACCAGGACUUCAGAAAGUCGUUGAUGUGCUGGAUUCUAUUAAAACAAAGGGUAAGAGCGCUGACUUCACUAGCUUUGAUCCUCGUGGCCUCCUUCCUGAAAGCUUGGACUACUGGACCUACCCGGGCUCCUUGACCACCCCUCCUCUUCUGGAAUGUGUGACUUGGAUUGUGCUCAAGGAACCCAUCAGCGUCAGCAGUGAGCAGAUGUUGAAAUUCCGUAAACUUAACUUCAAUGGGGAGGGUGAACCUGAAGAACUCAUGGUAGACAACUGGCGUCCAGCUCAGCCACUGAAGAACAGGCAAAUCAGAGCCUCCUUCAAAUAAAAUGGUCCCAUAACCCUGUAUCCAGAUAAUGAAUCUUUGGGUGUUUCCCUUUAGCUAAGCACAAAUCUGCCUUGAUGAUUUGGACCCCGGCUGCUUUGUGUCUGGUUUUCUAGACCCUCCAUCUCUCACCUGGCAUGUGUACUAAUAAAAGGUGAAGAAGUAGACCAAUUGUCAUGCUUGACAGAAUUACUGUGGCUGGUUGGUGCUUUGCUUAAGGUAGUAGUCUUUCUGUAACAGAGAAUAUAGUGUAAGAAAUAGGAAUAAAGUACUUUGACUUUGUUCACAGCCUGUAGAGUGACGAGCACUCACAAUUGUUCACUAAAAUACUAUUUUUAAAACAUAGGAAAGUAGAAUUCAAAUUUACUUCAUAAGAUAAACUGAGCUACUUAAGGCAAAUCAGGUAGUCAUCAUUCUAUGUAAUGUAAGUCAGAUAAAAUAAAUGUCCGUAAUUCCAAGAUGUUAUGUGAAAGAAAAGCUUUUAAAAUUCUUAUAUAUUUAUAGCAAAGUUAUCUUAAAUAUGAAUUAUGUUGUAAUUUAGUGACUUUUGAAUUACAGAGAUGUAAAUGAAGUAUUAUCUGUAAAAAUUGUUAUAGUUGUGAUACAGAGUAUAUUUCCAUUCAAAUAAUAUAUCAUAACUUAAUAAAUAUUGUAUUUUAGAUAUAUUCUCUAAUAAAAUUCAGAAUUCUA